Columba livia (rock pigeon) is the source of this 1973-nucleotide messenger RNA. It is a transcript of the gene GLMP, whose product is annotated as glycosylated lysosomal membrane protein. Lineage: Eukaryota; Metazoa; Chordata; Aves; Columbiformes; Columbidae. The coding region runs from base 63 to 1214 and encodes 383 amino acids. Gene Ontology annotation, cellular component: lysosome. The record is from RefSeq and is a predicted model, not a curated record. The transcript is spliced from 6 exons.
UCCUUUAAGAGUUUCCCGCCGGGGCGGGCUGGGCGCGGUCACGUGACGGGGCUGCAGCCGCCAUGUUGGGCCUGCUGGCACUGGUGGCGGCGGCCGCGGGCGGGCGGCAGGUGUCCAUGCAGUACAACCCGGGCUGGAACAGCUCCUCUGUCAACCUGCUGCACGUGCGGGCGGUGGGGCCCGCGGACACCCUGCACUUCAUCUGGAGCAGCAUCGGGGCCCCCGCGGUGCUGCUGGUGGUGUCGGGGAGCAGAAACAGCACCCUGGGCAUCGACUGGACGCGGCUGCUGUCUCCCGCUCCCGCUGGCGCUGUCUGGAUUGACCCUCCCAGCAGUGUCAUCUACUCCACCGCUGUUGUCUUCACCAAGGUGUUUGAGUACAGCGAGGCCAAAACAGAAGAGCUCUUCUACCCCACGUACGACCUGUCUGACUUCUCCUGGGACAGCGUCAAUCGCACCCUGAACCACACGGCCCUGACGGCCGAAUUCACGGGCAUCCCAACCGCUGACCCCAGCGGCAGCUUCUCCAAUGGCAGCUUGGCCUUUCGGGUGACAGCCUACGAGGCCAGCAGCCGCGACGGGCCCCUGCCCAGCCUCCUGCACACGGCAAACAGCUCCAAAGUGGAGUUUGUCCUGGCUGGGGUGGCUCCACGGGGCAACAGCUCCCGCUUUGUGCUGGAGGUGGCAACGGUGGAGGAGACGGGGGUGGCGCAGAAGCUGCGGUCAACACGCUCCAUCGAUGACGAGUACACUCCCACCAUCUUCGAGACUCUCUCCCUGGUCGCCGAGUCCCGAAACGGCAGCUCUGCACGCAGCUUCCUGCAGUGGAAGGCGACAGCGUACGGGUCCCCGAGCCCGCGGCGCGAGGACAACAUCCAGUGCCGCUCUCAGGGGCUGCAGGCGGCCAACUGGACCCUGCCCGUCUCCAGCAUCGUCCGCGCCUACUUUGGGGAGGGUGCGGGCAGCACCUACACCGUCAGCGCCAUCAAUAUUUCUUUUGGAGGAGAGGAUGGGAAGGUUUACCAGGAAAAGCGCUACCUCAGCUGGUCCGUGCUGCUGGGCUUUGGGCAGCCCCCCCAGGACACCUUCUCCCCCCUUGUCAUCUCCAUCAUGGCCGUGGCGCUGGGCACCCCCCUGCUGAUGCUCCUGGUGGGCAGCUGCGCGCUCCUCUUCACCCAGGGGAAACGCUACUCUGACUACGAGCCCAUCAAUUGAGGGGGACGGUCCCCGAAGGACCCCCCGGGAUCCUUCUCGCCAUGAAACGCCCGUGGCUGCCGCGGGGAUCCCACGCCUGCGAUCCCCGUCCUCCCCUCUGAUCACCAGGGCAAUAUUUGCAGCAGCCACCCGUGUUGUACAUCCCUCCGUCCUGUUCCCCCUUGCUGCCCGGAUCCUGCAGCCGAUUCCUUUUCUUCUUCUGUUUAUUCCUGAUCCAUCCAGCCAAGGGGGAGCUGCCUUGACCCGCAGCGAGUCCUCCAUGGGAUAAACCCGCUGUGUCGGUGUGUGCAGCCCAGCGGGAGCUGGGACUGGCUGUGCCUUGUCCUGUGCCGCUUCAGGGCACUCAGGGCUGGGGGACAGGGCUGGGGACCAGUACCGCGGUGCUGAGGGCACUGCGCUGCUGCUCACUGUGCUGGGGGCACCCUAAACCAGCCCUCUGGCUCACACUCAGUCCCCCCUUCUGCUGCACUGGCCUCGCUGGCACGAGAGGGAAACCCAGUGCUGCUUUGCAACCACUUCUUGAGCUCAGGGACGUCGCGUUGGCCCCCAAAGGGCCAAUCCGGCCUUGUUGUGGGUGAGCUGCACCCACUGGCCGUGCAGGGCUGCUUGGAGGUGCCGUGUGGGUGCUGGAAGCCGCGGGGUAAGCGCGGUCUGGGGCUGCUCGGUGUUUGUUGGCACCGCGUCACUUGGGAGCGUGCUGGGUUGUCGUGUUCUUCAUCACUGACUUGUCUUUGACCGAAUAAAGCGGAUUUCUAAGCA